This is a messenger RNA of Clarias gariepinus (North African catfish), 1808 nucleotides long. Its product is annotated as carcinoembryonic antigen-related cell adhesion molecule 5-like. Lineage: Eukaryota; Metazoa; Chordata; Actinopteri; Siluriformes; Clariidae. Gene Ontology annotation, biological process: cell surface receptor signaling pathway. Gene Ontology annotation, molecular function: transmembrane signaling receptor activity. The transcript has 9 exons. Bases 168 to 1808 code for a protein of 546 amino acids. The record is from RefSeq and is a predicted model, not a curated record.
UAUAUGUACAAACACUCUAAGCGUUAAAAGAGAAGUUAAAAUAUUCAACAUUAUCAUCCUCUCUUUCUUUUCUAGUAGUGUGAUCUGAUUUUAAGAAAACACGUGAACUGUUAAGACUUUAACUCGCAUUACUGCUCUGUCAGUCAGUGAGUUAUUAUAAAGACAGGAUGGAGUUCAGUCCUCUCCCUGUGAUGCUCUUUUUGGUUUCACUUGUACCAGCAGUCUGUACUCAAGGGUGGCCUAAAGCUGUGGUGUCCAUAAAGCCUGAUACACACGUGUUCAUUGGAGAGAGUGUUACUCUCAGAUGUGACAUACUGGGAGGAGGAAACACUCAGUGGAGAUACUACUGGUAUAAGGAUAAUAAAAUCCAAAAAAAAAAUGAAACAUUAUUUACUAUUUCGUCUGCUGAAAACACUGACAGUUGUGACUACACCUGCCAAAGAGCUCAAUCAGAGAUCAGUGCUGCUGUUAGACUGACUGUAUCAGCAAAACCCAAACCGACUGUGAGAGUGAAUCCUCAGAGCUCCAUCUACACUGGAGACACCGUCACUCUGACCUGUGAGCUGAAUCAGGGCACUGGAUGGGAGUUUCUCUGGUACAAAAAUGAUCAGCCAUUACAACGUUUGAGUUCUGACCCAGAAAACACCAACACACUCCCUGUGACAGUGAAUAAUACAGGGGACACAGUGUAUAAGUGCAGAGCACACAGGAAUAACACCUGGGCAAAAUCACACUACGACACAGAGUACAGCGAUGAAGACACGAUUACUGCAAAAGCAAAACCCAAACCGACUGUGAGAGUGAAUCCUCAGAGCUCCAUCUACACUGGAGACACUGUCACUCUGACCUGUGAGCUGCAGGAGUUCACUGGAUGGGAGUUUCUCUGGUACAAAUAUAAUCAGCCGUUACAACGUUUCAGCACUGAACCAGUAAACACCAACACACUCCCUGUGACAGUGAAUAAUACAGGAGACACAGUGUAUAAGUGCAGAGCACGCAGAGGUAAAGCCUGGGCAGAGAAAGAGUCCUACACAGAGUACAGCAAUGAAGUCACUAUUACUGCAAGAGAGAGACCACAUGCAGUACUGAGUGUAUCUCCACAGAGCUGGCUGACUGAAGGAGACUCAGUGACUCUAAACUGUGAGAUUACAGACUCCUCUACAGACUGGACAUUCAGCUGGUACACAGUUGUUCCCUACAGAGAUGGUGUGACUCAAAUAUAUUAUACGGAUGGCUCUAUCAUGUAUGUGGAGCUCCUCUCAGACAGCAGCAGAGGAUCUGGAGGCUCCUACACUCUCAGUCCUGCUGCUCUUAAACACACAGGAGUUUAUGUGUGUAGAGGAGAGAGAGGAGAACCAGCCUUACACACACAGUACAGCAAUCUACAGACACUAUGGAUCACUGGUGAAUCUCCUCCAGUCUCUCUGAUCAUCAAUCCCAGCAGAACUCAACACUUUACUAAUGACUCUCUCUCACUGAGCUGUGAGGACCAGAGUAACUCUACUGGAUGGACAGUGAGACGAUACAUACACAGUGGAGGAGUGUCAGAUUGUUCACACUCAUGGUGGGGAUCAGUUACAGGAUCUACAUGUAAAAUCAGCUCCCUCUCCACAUCUGACACUGGAGUUUACUGGUGUGAGUCUGAAUCUGGAGAAAACAGUAAUCCUGUCAACAUCACAGUGCAUGGUUCAUCAGGUGUAGAAGCUCCAUUCUCAGUGCUCAUGCUGAUCAGUAACGUAGUGACGGCCUCUCCAUAUCUGCUGGUGACCAUCAUUCUGCUGCUCAAAUGUUACAGAGCUCAAGGUUGA